Messenger RNA from Manis javanica (Malayan pangolin), 1686 nucleotides. The record is from RefSeq and is a predicted model, not a curated record. NCBI's taxonomy places the organism in Eukaryota, Metazoa, Chordata, Mammalia, Pholidota, Manidae.
AGGAGGGCUUAUGUUGAAGAAGAAGUUAAGAUGCUUUCUGUACACCUCUUACAAAUGAUGGAUAUGAACCCAAGUCACAAAGCAGCAUGUCAGAUGGAAUGAAGAAGUGAUUUCCUGUUUCUCUUCUCUCUCCAUAGCAUUAUUAGCAUCAUCAUUAUUCUGGCUGGAGCAAUUGCACUGAUCAUCGGUUUUGGUAUUUCAGUGGCUCAAGGAAGGUGUUAUGGGCUUGGUCCAUGAAUUCAAAGAAGGCAAAGAUGACCUGUCAGACCAGGAUGAAAUGUUCAGAGGCCGGACAUCUGUGUUUGCUGAUCAAGUGAUAGUUGGAAAUGCUUCUCUGAGAUUGAAAAACGUGCAACUCACAGAUGCUGGCACCUAUAAGUGUUACAUCAUCACUUCUAAAGGCAAGGGGAAUGCUAACCUUGAGUAUAAAACUGGAGCCUUCAGCAUCCCAGAGAUGAAUGUGGACUAUAAUGCCAGCUCAGAGAGGUUAUGGUGUGAAGCUCCCCGAUGGUUCCCCCAGCCUACAGUGGUCUGGGCAUCUCAAGUUGACCAGGGAGUCAACUUCUCAGAAGUCUCCAAUACCAGCUUUGAACUGAACUCUGAGAAUGUGACCAUGAAGGUUGUGUCUGUGCUCUACAAUGUCACAAUCAACAACACAUAUUCCUGUAUGAUUGAAAAUGAUAUUGCCAAAGCUACAGGGGAUAUCAAAGUGACAGACUCUGAGGUUAAAAGGCAGAGCCGCCUACAGCUGCUGAACUCAAAGGCUCCCUUGUGUGUGGUAUCUUUCUUUGCCAUCAGCUGGGUACUUCUGCCUCUCUCUCCUUAUCUGAUGCUAAAAUAAUGUGCCCUGGCCACACAGAAACAUGCAAAGUCGCUGGUAUGACAGAAUCCCAGGAAUCUGCAGAACUAUUUCACCACAAGAUAUGACCUAGUUUUGUAUUUCUGGGGGAAAUGAAUUCAUGUCUAAAACUUUGGAGUGAACAAAUAAGACAAGAAGCAAAAAGAAGCCAAAAGCAAUCCACAGAAGACUCCAAUAUAAGAUAAAUCUUUUGUUAAAGACAUAUACUAAAAGUUGGGAAAACAAUUCAUCUGAACUACAGAAGUAUGUUAAAACUGCUAAGUGCAUGUGGAGACAUGUAUCUCCAUAUCUUAGGGGCUCCGUUACCUAUCCCCUCCCAGGGAGUGAAAGGAUGGGAUAUUGAAUCUCCCUUGUCUCUGAAUCUUUAGUUACAUUGCUGUAAUGUUGCUCUAAGGACAUUCCCAGAAAGUUUUUAAUGUAAUAUAUCCAUGUAUUAUAAUCCACAAAUUAAGCUGCUAGUCAGCUACUACUUCAUAAUUCAGAGAUGGCUGCAUUUAGUGAUGGGUCAAAAUUAUGUAAUUCUUAGUAUGAUGCUUCUAAAAGGUUCUGGAGUCUCCUCCCACCUGACAAAUGCUAAAGAAUGUGGAAAAUGAUCAUAAUUUUAACAUAAAAAUAUAGUUGGGUGACACUGAUUUUCUAAAUUAUCUGAGCACCUUCUUUUAAAAACAAAUGCCAUAUUACUUCUCAGAUGAUGUUCAUCUUUGAAUGGUCAGGGAAAAGACCUGUCAUCUUGACUGCAUGUGCCACAAAAGCAAUUAUGAGAGGGAAGUACAUAGCACUAUAGACAUACCUCCAAAAACAAGAACAAUCCCAAAUAAACAGGGUAA